AUGUCCCAGCGUGAUACUCUCAUCUCAUGGAUGAUCCUCAUCGCUGUGCUACUCACAUUUUGGCGGGUCAAUCUAAAUUCUAGUGUGCUAAAUCAAUUGCUAUCCGAUGCAAAUGUUGGCCCUUCAAGAACGGGGCCUUUUCUGAUUCCAAGCCGGAUGAGACCGGAUGAAUAUAUCAGCCGGAAAUACGAUAAACAGGUAAGCGACCGUGUUGAAGUCCUCCGCCUAUGUCGGACCGUCAAAAAAGACCUGGGCUUCAUGAAGUUGUACAACGCGAUGGUGCCAGAAGUAUUUUGCCCAAACUUGGUGCGUAUAGGCGAGGUGAAUGACGGCGGGAAAUGGGUCUGCCAUCCGAGGGCAAUGCCGGAUAAUUGUGCCAUCUUCUCGCUAGGCGUCAGCCAAGAUACGUCAUUUGAGCGUGAAAUGCAAGAGAUUACAAGCCAGAAAUGUUCUGUUUAUUCCUAUGACAAGGGUCAACCUCAACCAAGCGUACUUGAAGACUACUCAAAAAUCCGGGCCCAAUUUACCAAAGCCUUAAUAGCUAACUCGACAAAUUUAGAGAAAGGUGAACGUAGCAUUGGGUACGAAAUGGAGAGGCUGGGCCUGAAGCGGAUCGAGAUUCUAAAGAUCGACAUCGAAGGUGCUGAAUUUCUGGUGAUGCCUACUUUGAUAAAGCAGGCCAAAAUGUGUCAGAUCCUCAUCGAAAUCCACGGCGACCCGAAGUUUGUCGUCAACUUGGUCGUAAUGUUGGCGCAAGCGGGGUACCGUCUCUUCUCCUACGAGAUCAACGGCAUGUACCACAGCCUCAGCGAGUACUCCUUCAUCCACGAUGAUUGUUUGGAGACCUAUGGCGCGAGUCCACUAGCAUAUUAUUGGCAUUUGGUG
Mesorhabditis spiculigera is the source of this 885-nucleotide messenger RNA. The record is from the annotation of a GenBank genome assembly. Lineage: Eukaryota; Metazoa; Nematoda; Chromadorea; Rhabditida; Rhabditidae.